UUUUUCUUUUUUUUCUUUUCUUUUUUUAAAAAAAUAAAUAAAUAAAUGUCUUCUUCGAAACUUGACUAUAGUAAAGAUCAUAAACAUGACCUUUAUUCACUUGUUGUACGAAAAGAAGCUCCUUUUAAUGCUGAACCAAAAUUGACAGAUUUGAUUAAAAAUUUCAUUACACCCGAAGAAUACUUUUUUUGUCGAAAUCAUGGUCCAUUUCCUUAUAUUAAUGAAGGAGAUCAUUCAAUUUAUCUUCAAGGCAUAGGAUGCAAGGGAGUCAUGCAGUUUACCGUGAAGGAAUUAAAAGAAAAUUAUGAAAAAGUAUCUGUUAUGAUGGUGAUGCAGUGUGCUGGAAAUAGAAGGGAUGGUCUUCAUAAGGUUAAACAUACAAAGGGGGUCAUUUGGGGGCCUGGUGCAUUAGGUAAUGCUGUAUACAGUGGUUGUAGAUUACGUGAUGUCUUGGCUACUGCUGGUAUUUCUACAAAAAUUGAAAAUUUAGCUAAACUUCAUGUAUCAUUUGAAUCAAUUGAACAGUGUGAAGAAGACAAAUAUUAUGGAUCAUCCAUUCCUUUAGUUAAAGCUCUAGAUGAAUUUGGAGAUGUUUUACUCGCAUAUGAGAUGAAUCAUAAACCUUUGACAGUUGAUCAUGGAUUUCCUAUAAGAGUUGUUGUACCAGGCUAUAUUGGUGCUCGCUCUGUCAAGUACUUGAAAUCAAUUACAAUUCAGGAUGAUGAAUCAAACUCUUUCUUCCAACGUAGAGACUAUAAAAUCUUACCAGAAUCUGUAGCUGAUGAGAAACAAGCCAAUGCUUAUUGGUCUAAAAUCCCAUCUAUUGGUGAAUAUAAUGUUCAAUCUUAUGUUUGUAAUCCUCCUGAUGGAAUUCAUCAGGGGUCUACCUUUAACUUGAAAGUUGAAGGCUAUGCACUAUCAGGUGGAGGAAGAAGUAUUCAACGCGUAGAUGUAUCCGCAGAUGAUGGGAAGACUUGGACUGUAGCUGAACUUUAUCAACCUGCUGCAGAUGGAGUUAACAACUUUGGAAGAGUAUGGAGUUGGUGUCUUUGGUCUGCCACAAUCAUUCCAAAAAAACAUGUUAGAAUUGUCAGCAGAGCAGUGGAUUCUGCUGGAAAUAUUCAACAAGAAUAUCCUGUUUGGAAUUAUCGUGGAGUAAUGAAUAAUUCCUGGAGAACAAUAGAUCCAGAUUCAUUAAAUAAGUCAAAUAUGUAAAUAAACGUAG
Cokeromyces recurvatus is the source of this 1225-nucleotide messenger RNA. Its product is annotated as molybdopterin binding oxidoreductase. Gene Ontology annotation, molecular function: molybdenum ion binding; oxidoreductase activity. The record is from RefSeq and is a predicted model, not a curated record. The coding region runs from base 46 to 1215 and encodes 389 amino acids. Gene Ontology annotation, cellular component: mitochondrion. The transcript has 11 exons. Lineage: Eukaryota; Fungi; Mucoromycota; Mucoromycetes; Mucorales; Mucoraceae.